Molecule: messenger RNA, 1278 nt
Organism: Helianthus annuus (common sunflower)
Lineage: Eukaryota; Viridiplantae; Streptophyta; Magnoliopsida; Asterales; Asteraceae
Product: F-box protein PP2-A12
Exons: 3
Coding region: 154-1005 (283 amino acids)
Molecular function (GO): protein binding
Source: RefSeq, a predicted model, not a curated record
ACCUAUAAAUAAACCAAAACACAUUUUCCCCAACCCCAUAUUCUAUUCUCUGUUUCUUUUUUAUUUCUAUUCCUCUGUUUCUCUCCCCCAAAUUCUCAUUCAAUUCUAACCAAAUCCUCAAUAACACAUUGUAACCUUUUCAAAUUCAUCAAUAUGGGAUCUGGGUUUUCUUCAUUUCUCGCUAUCUCUAGCACCUCCCCUGUUUCACAAGAAACAGGGCUGGGUGAUUUGCCGGAGAGUGUGGUGGGCUCUGUUCUUGUGCACUUAAACCCGCAGGAGAUUUGUCGGGUUGCAUCGAUUAAUCGGGCUUUUCGCGGUGCUUCGUCUGCUGAUUUCGUGUGGGAAUCGAAAUUGCCGGAAAAUUAUUGCUCUGUUUUCAAAUGGAUCUUUAAGAAUAAUGAUGAUAAGAAUGAUAAUAUUUUGGUGGAUUUGUGUAAGAAGGAUGUUUAUGCAAGAUUGUCUCGAGCUAAUUCCAUUGAUGGAGACACAAAGAAAGUUUGGUUACACAAGGGUACAGGAAAGCCUUGUGUGUCGAUAUCUUUUAGCGGGUUAUCGAUAACGGGCAUUGAUGAUCGGAGAUACUGGAGUCGAAUUUCAACCGAGGAAUCUAGAUUUGGUUAUGUGGCCUAUCUUCAACAAACUUGGUGGUUUGAAGUUGAUGGAGAAGUGGAGUUCCCGUUCCCUGUUGGAACUUACAGUCUCUACUUCCGCCUACAACUUGGGCGGCCCGGCAAGCAGUUUGGGCGGCGGGUCUGCAACCGUGAGCACAUUCAUGGGUGGGACAUAAAACCAGUGAGAUUCCAGUUGGCAACUUCAGAUGGUCAACAAGCAAUAUCUCAAUGCUACUUGACCAAACCGGGGGCGUGGAAUCUUUAUCAUGCUGGCAGUUUUGUGGUCGAGGACUCCAAAUCGCCGAUGAAGGUUAAGUUCUCGAUGAUGCAGAUCGAUUGUACGCAUACUAAAGGUGGACUGUGUGUGGAUUCUGUGCUCAUUUGUCCCAAGUGAAGGGAGUUUUUGUUGUUGAGUUAGGAGGUUUGAAGCAAGUUUUUUUAUGUGCAAAUAACCUUUGUGUAGAUAGAGAGUAUCUUAUGAAGUUGAUCGAUGUUUAACAUCGAGCUAGUUUUAAGUAAUGAACCAUGGGAACCGUAUAAAGUAUAUGUACUAGUAGUGGGUAGAUGUAGUGAGAGAGAACGAGGAAGAUAGCGGGUUAUGUGGUUAUAAUUGUUUUCUGUAUCACAUUUAUAGUAACAUAUAUACAUGCUUAUGCGAUUCUCGUAA